This is a messenger RNA of Ixodes scapularis (black-legged tick), 482 nucleotides long. Its product is annotated as U-scoloptoxin(16)-Er6a. Bases 28 to 447 code for a protein of 139 amino acids. NCBI's taxonomy places the organism in Eukaryota, Metazoa, Arthropoda, Arachnida, Ixodida, Ixodidae. The record is from RefSeq and is a predicted model, not a curated record. The transcript has 3 exons.
UCUCGCGUUGAGGACUGGAUUGCGAAGAUGGCCGGAUUUGCUUUCCUGAGUUGCUGCCUCGCUUUUGCAUUGGUGAUGCUGUGCCGUCACUCGGAUGCCUACAUUGCCAUUUCGCCGGCUAAGGUCAAGGAUGGGAAGUGCCUCUACGAGAACUUCACGAUCGGCGACCACGAGUCGGUGCACGAUGACAGGCACUGCCACACCCUGACCUGCAACCUGAAGAGGAAGAUCGUCACGUUGGAAGGAUGCCCAAGCGUCGUGCCACACUCCCACUGCUGGCUGGACGAAGGACCACACAACGGGUCCUACCCGGACUGCUGCCCGAAGAUCAUGUGCGACCCCGUAGCACCAGCAGCAGUACCAGUGGUACCUGGAGUACCUCUAGCACCAGCAGCACUACCAGUAGUACCUGGAGGUCCUCUAGUACCAGCGGAGCACGGCGUUUAGAAAAUAAAGUAAAAAAAAAAAAUCAGAUGCUAAAA